AAUUGUUCAGGUUACGUACAUUUAUUUAUUUUUUUCAUCAAUUUAAUAAGUUUAAUUUCAUUGUUCUUGAUGUAUAUAUUUAUUUUUAAUGGCAAUUAUUAUUUAUUUACAGCAUUUUUAUUAAUAAAUUGUACAUUUAUACAUUGAUUUCAGAACACUAAGACGUAAACGAUUCCGCGAGGAGGAACAUGUCGGUUACAAGCAUCAUACGAUCAAGAUGACGUCGGAUAAGCAAAUGAGAUCGGCCUCCUGGCUAUUGCGAUCAUGUAAAAGAAGCCGGUUCAAAAUAGAAUUAUUAUACUUUAUAUUCGGUUAUUUGUUGACGUACUGCUCCGCCAGAAAUAAUCCUCCCAGAUUUCUCAUAGAUGGACAAACGGAAAUUGUCCUCAGACUGAAGGAGGGGCCUGAGACACCAAUUGGUAGUCUAAUUUACAAGCUUAGAGGCAUCGACCCAGAUGAUGACAUAUUGACUUUUGGCAUUCGUGAUCAGCCUGGUAGUGACGUGAUUCGAGUGGAAAACUUUGGUCUCAAUGAAGCAAAUAUUUAUUUAAAUAAGUUGCUGGACAGAGAGACGAGAGACGAAUAUGCACUCGUGUUAACAUUGACCGAUGGAAGAUUGGGGGAGGGAAAUUUCAUCACGCAAAGUCUGCUGCUUCUGGUCGAGGACAUUAAUGACAACGUUCCGAUUUUCCGUCCGCAUCCUACCUCGUUAACACUUCGGGAGGAUUCCCGCCCGGGUAUUUUAACAGCGGUGGAGGCCACGGACGCCGAUUUGGGUGCGCAUGGUCAAGUGGUGUACUACCUCCAGGAAUUGGAUGGCGAUAACAACGUUUUCAGCAUAUCGACCGUCAAUGGCAAGGGCGUCAUACGCUUAGUGGGCUCCUUGGAUUACGAGCGGAAGUAUCUCUAUCAACUGCGGAUCCUGGCUGUGGAUCGUGCAAUAAAUGAAAAGGUAAAUACGGGGACGACCGCGAUUUUAAUCAAAGUACAGGAUGUGGAGGACCAACCGCCGGAAUUCAUAUCCAUGACGCCUGUCGCGAGGAUCAGCGAAAAUGUUAGGAUUGGUACACCUGUUUUACAAGUUCGUGCUGUGGAUGGUGAUAAGGGGAUAAACAACAAAGUGACUUAUAGCAUCACGAAGGGACCGAGAUAUUUGUUCGAUAUUGAUGCGACUUCCGGUCUCGUAUUCACGAGAGCGCAAUUGGACAGGGAGGCCGAGGAGAAUAGCGAAGGCACUUUUAUUCUCGAAAUUACGGUGAAGGAGCUAUCAAAGAUUAAUCCGCCGCCAUCUGUCAGUACCGAGGUGACCAUUAUUCUUACCGACGUAAAUGACGAAACGCCGACAUUUCGAAGCAUGCUGUACCAUGCCGAAAUAAAUGAGAACGCGCCGGAAAAUACACCAGUCAAUUUCAUUGGCGACGCUGUACCAGAAGUUUUUGAUCAUGACUUGGGUACCAAUGGCACAUUUCGAAUAUUAAUCGAAGGCGACGGUGGGAUAUUCGAUGUAACACCGUUUCGCGGGAUUAAUGAGGCGCCAUUCUUAAUACGCGUUAAGGAUUCCAGUAAACUCGAUUUUGAGAAAAGAUCUGUGGUGAACUUCACUCUCGUCGCGAAAGAAAUCACGCCGGUUUCGCCGAAGUAUAGCGCGGUACCGGUCACGGUCUUUAUAAAGGAUCAGAAUGACAAUUAUCCCGAGUUUACGAAAGGUAUCUACGAGGUGUCGAUACCAGAGAAUUGUGCCGAGGGGACGACCGUGGCCCGGGUGCAGGCCUUAGACGGAGACAGCGGUAACUUUGGAACGCACGGAAUACGAUAUACAACUUUAGGCGGUAGCAUUGCACAUGCAUUGGCGAUGGAUCCUGUUACCGGCGUGAUAAUAGUCAAACAUUCCGGGCCGAGCUUCGAUCGGGAAUUAGUUGCUCGGCAUUAUCUCACCGUCGAGGCGCGAGACAAUCUUGGAAAAGGAAAUCGGAACUCCGCCCAAUUAAUAAUUAACAUUGACGACGUUAACGACAACGCGCCUAUAUUUUUGCAAAAUAAAUACGAGGCGGUGCUGUUGGAGAACGAAGACCACUUCGAAUCGCCUCUGAUCGUCGAGGCGUCCGACAACGAUUUAAACGGGACGCGAAACAGCGAGAUUGUCUACACCCUGGUGUCAAGCGAGUUCUCCCGAAAUUUUACCAUCGAUCCGAAACGUGGCGUUGUUACACCCAGUCGUCCCCUGGAUUACGAGGCUUUGCCUAUCAAUCAGGGACACAAGGAAACGAUCAUACGUCAAUUGAGAUUGACAGUGAGAGCCAGGGAUAUGGGCACACCGAGUCUGACUGCUGAUGUCCCUCUGAUUAUUUACUUGAGGGACGUUAAUGAUAAUGCACCAGUUUUCGAAAGGGCUUCGUAUAAGAGAAGUAUUCCUGAGGAUUUGCCAGGUGGCACGAGCGUUGUACAAGUAAAAGCUUGGGACAAGGACUUGUCGUCGCCGAACAACAAGUUAGUUUAUCGCAUUCAGAGCGGGGCCGGCGACAAGUUCGUAAUUAGCCCCGAGACAGGCGUGAUCCGGGUGGCGCCGGGCUCGAACUUGGAUCCGGAUCUUACAUCGCCGAAAACCACAAGAUAUAAUUUAAACGUUAUCGCUAUCGACAGCGGUACGGAAAUUCAACGGACGGCCGAGGUUCUUGUGAACAUUACGAUCCUCGAUGUCAAUAAUAAGCCGCCCGUUUUCAUCGAUCCCGGGACUGUAACUAUUAAGGAAAACACUCAGGUCGGCGCCUAUGUUCAUCGUUUAGUGGCGCAGGAUCCGGAUGUAGCCCCGACCCUACGUUAUCGCGUAGAUCCCAACUCCUCGGAAGCGCGAAAUGAGGAGGGUACUUUGAUCAAAGUGCAAGAGUAUGACUAUCUAGCAGCGCUGGAACUAAAUGCACUGGAUGGCUUACUACGCAUAGUGAGGCUGUUAGACAGGGAGAGAGUAGAAACCAUCAGGCUGGGGCUUGUAGUUGAAGACUUGGCUGCAGUAAGAGGCUUGCAAACUGCAUCCGCCACGCUGAGCAUAAUUAUCGAGGAUGAGAACGACAAUAAUCCUAAAUUCCGGAGACCGUUUUACAGACGUUCUGUUACCGAAAACAGCAAGAAUGGCGUCAAUAUCGCGAAUAUUGUUGCCGACGAUGCGGAUAAGAAUCGCAGCAUCACGUAUUCCUUACAAGGCCCUAAAGAGAUCACCGAUCUCGUGCAUUUGGAUCCUGAGACCGGGGAAAUGGUGGUCGCUAAUAAAAUCGACAGAGAAAUGUAUUCGUGGCUAAAUUUAACUGUCAAAGCCACGGAUUCUGGAAUUCCACCUCGUUCAAGCUUGUCGGAAGUAUACGUUCAAGUUUUGGAUGAAAACGACAAUAAUCCGUAUUUCGUUUCGAAUAUCAAUAAUGUGACUGUUACGGAGAAUUCAAAAAUUGGCACGGAAAUCGCUGUUAUACAGGCGGCGGAUUCUGAUAGCGGAGAUUAUGGAAAAAUUACUUAUCUUUUAGAUAGAAUGUCAUCUCAGGGGGUUUUCGCCAUUAACUCAGAGACGGGAUCAUUGACAGUGGCUGACGUUUUAGAUUGGGAGAUCAGACACAGCUACGUUUUAGUCAUAGAAGCGUGGGAUAAUUAUCAAUUUGGUUAUACGGCGGGGGAGUCUCGAAAUGCGUUUAAGCAAAUUCUAGUAACAGUCAUAGACGUAAAUGAUAACGCUCCGAAAAUGGAUGUACCUCAAGAUUGCAUCUCGAUAUCUGAAUUUCAUGACGUACGGGACUUGAUUUACGUCAUAAAAGUAAAAGACGCUGAUGAUCCGACAACGCCGAAUGGACGCGUUGUAAUUAGGAUCACUUCCGGCAAUGAGUUAGGUUUAUUCAUACUGGAACAAACUGAUUAUUGGACGGCAAAGAUAAAAGCCGCGCGGCCGUUGAGAGGAAAAUUCGGGAAUUACACGUUAAGCGUCGAAGCACGCGAUCUGGGAACGCCGUCCAGUAAGGAUAAUGGAAUUUUGAAAAUUUGCGUCACGGAUUACAACGAUAAUCCCCCUGUGUUCGUGAGCCCCCAGCACAACACCACCAUCCGCGUACCAGAGAACGUAACAAUGGGAAGUCCGAUUAUUCGAAUCGAGGCGAGAGACGCCGAUACGGGAUUAAACGGCGAUGUGCAUUAUCGUUUGAAGCAGGAUCUCGCGGGCCACUGGAAGACCUUCCGUAUCGACGAGAAAACCGGCGUGAUAUCCUUGAAUUUACCUCUCGAUAGGGAGACUCAAAAAUUAUACGAGAUACGCGUCGAGGCAUACGAUUUGGGUACCCCGACGCCAUUGAGUUCGGAUCUCGAUUUAAUUAUUUACGUGCGAAACAUCAACGAUUUCGAGCCGCAAUUUUCAAUCGGCGUUUUUAACGUUAACUUCACGGAGGAACAACCGCCAGGCUCGGAGAUGGUGUUGCUCCCUGAAACGUUCGACAAUGACGACGUUGACGAUUUGGAUGAUCCCCCCACUCAAGUCUGUUACUUCAUAGUUGGCGGAAAUGACGAUGGAUUGUUCGUUUUGGAUAUUUAUAAACACGAGCUUGGUACUGCUAAAUUACUGGACAGAGAACAGCAGGAAGAACAUAUAUUACUUAUUAAAGCAACAGAAGAUUGCAAGACCGUGCCAGAAAAUCAAAUGAUGUUCGACGAAACCGAUGCUACCUUAUUACAAGUUAUCGUAAGGGUCGAUGACAUUAAUGACAACGCACCACAAUUUAUUAAAGACGUUUUCACGGGUGGCGUCACUACUGAAGCCGACUUUGGCACACAAUUUAUGCAAUUGAGGGCAAUUGAUGCGGACACUGGUGACAACGCUGUACUCAGUUAUUAUCAAAUAGGCAAAAUUCACAUGACAUUAACUGAAGGUUUCGAAGAUAUGCAACUGCAGCCAUUUUUAGUAAAUAAGGAUGAUGGAACAGUGAGCUUAAAUUUUGAUCCUCAACGAGGGAUGAAGGGCUACUUUGAUUUUGUGGUACUCGUUAACGAUACAUUUGGCUUGCAAGAUACUGCAAGAGUUUUUAUUUAUUUAUUACGGGAGGAUCAACGAGUUCGUUUUGUUCUUCGUCAACAUCCACCAGAAGUCAGAAGUCGAAUCGAGACUUUCCGAGAAGUUCUGGGUAACGUCACUAGUGCUAUAAUUAACGUUGACGAAUACAAAGUGCACGAAAAUCACGACGGUUCCGUAGAUAGAACGAAAACAGAUUUAUAUUUACACCUCGUGAAUCGUCGGGACAAUUCAAUUCUGGAGGUAUCCGAGGUCCUCGAGUUGGUCGACAGGAACAUCGAGAAACUCGACAAUUUAUUCAAAGAGUUCAACGUUCUCGAUACACAGCCGGCGAAGCCUGAACCGAUUAUACAGUACGAACAAGCUGGAACAACUUUUUGGCUUCUCACGUUGACCCUAUUUCUAGGAGCUCUACUGAUUCUGUGCGUCGCUUUAUGUUUGUCGCAAAGGGCGUCUUUUCGGAGGCAACUGAAAGCGGCGAACGCAUCACCAUUCGGUACGUCGGACUCGGAAUUUAUUAGAAGUCCCGGUCGCGUUCCGAAUACGAACAAGCACAGCGUCGAAGGAUCGAAUCCUAUAUGGAUGCACGCUUACGAAAACGAGUGGUUUAAGAACGACGAGUCGUUCAGUCAUACGUCCGAGAGAGAUUCCCUCGACGAAAAUGCGCUUAACAACGAGGAGAUGAUGAACGAAGCUAAUACAAACCAAAGAGCUGAGGAUAAACCGUAUUACAUAGAGCCAAGAGUUUCAACUAUUUCCAGUGUGGAGAGUAUAGAUAUUCAAAAUAAUUUUAACGGAAAUACACCAAUUUAUUCGGGACAAAACACUGUCAAUCCCCUAGGAAAAAAGAUUGAAACGACGGAAUUAUAACACGUCAAUAGGUGGUUGAAGUCACGCGUGAUUCGCGCUAUUUAUAUGCCACUGAACUUCUUUAGAUAUGCACAAUAAAGUCCAGAAUUAUUUUGUAAAUAAUUAUGUUGAACCAAACAAUCAGGAAAUGAGUCAUCGACUGUUGCAACUUUAGAUAUAAGGUUUCCGUAAAUUAUUUAUUGUAACCAAUUUUUAGCGUAUAAGAAACAAUGUAUAUUUAAUUUAUAAUUAACAUGUAUUUUUAUGAAUGAAUUGAUGUGUGGUACGUAAGAGAUAUUUUAUUAUCACAAUGAGUGCUGAGCUUUUUGAACGAUUUAAUUUAUACCUUAAUAUUAGGAACAUUAACUAUUUGCACAACGACUUAUCGUACAACAAAUUUUUGUACACUUUGUAUUUUUUAUAGACAAAUACAUAAUUUUUUUUUUAGAAAUUCUGGGCCUUCACAUAUUUUCUUUCUUUUCUGCAUAAAUCAAACAAGGUAAAAUAAAAUGUUAAUAGACACAAUUAUUUGUUAAUUAUUUUUACAACAUUUGACACAAUAGUAGAAUAUCUAACAUACAUAUUGAACGAAGAAAUCCAGAAAACGAAAAAGUCCGAACAAUGAUAGAGGUUGUAUUAAACGCACAGAGCAGCAGGUCACGGGUUGAAAAGUUAGGUAGCCGAGGAAACGGUUACCUAUUCUCUUAUCGUCUUCCUGAACGUCAGGGUUGCGUGCAACCUCAUGCUAAUCCAAAGUAGCUAUAUAACCGACCGGUCAGUGGUUGACCUCACUCGAGUACAAGCCUCUUUAAGGCGUUAUGGCGUACUUUGCCCUUUCCAUAUACGCCCGCAAUUAUGGUGGCGUACGUUCCGCCAGUGGAAAGUUAUUGUCCGUCAAUAACACUAUGGAAAUGCAAAAACGUUUUAAUUGUAAAAAAUUUUGCAUACGUACAUAUCUAAAAUUAUGUUCUACAAAUCCCUUUUUUCCAUAAACGUUUAAAGCGUAUAAGAACAAUUAAAUUAAAGUGAUAAUAAUAAGACAUUUCAAUUUGAUGCAUGGAGAAAAUUUUAUAGUAAAAAUUACUAUGCACGAUAGUAGCUAUUGACCAUAAGAAAACAUUUCAGAAAAUUAUAUUAUAAUAACACUGAGAAAAAAAAUGUCGUUAACUUGGCAAAAUUUUUUAAACUAAUUAAAUUUUUUCAACUAAAUUAAUUUUCAGUUUAACU
Messenger RNA from Monomorium pharaonis (pharaoh ant), 7111 nucleotides. RefSeq names its product cadherin-23 (gene Cad88C). Gene Ontology annotation, biological process: homophilic cell-cell adhesion. Gene Ontology annotation, cellular component: catenin complex; plasma membrane. The coding region runs from base 218 to 5905 and encodes 1895 amino acids. Gene Ontology annotation, molecular function: calcium ion binding; cadherin binding. The record is from RefSeq and is a predicted model, not a curated record. Lineage: Eukaryota; Metazoa; Arthropoda; Insecta; Hymenoptera; Formicidae. The transcript is spliced from 24 exons.